AAUGGGCUGAUAUCAAGAUCUUGACUUCACAAUGGCCCAAUUCAAAAGCCCAAAACUCUGUCAAAAAAACACCCCGCUCUUUAAACCCUAAAAACAAACGCAAAUAGUAAGUUCCCCUGUUUCUCAUCUUCUUUGCUAAAAAAUCCCAAGGCGCCGCACCAGUUGCUGAGAGAUGGCCAAGUCGAAGAAUCAUACAGCUCACAAUCAAUCAGCCAAAGCACACAAGAAUGGUAUCAAGAAGCCCCGGAAGCAACGCAACAUCUCCACCCGUGGCAUGGACCCCAAGUUCUUGAGGAACCAGAGGUAUGCCAGGAAGCACAACAACAAGGCUGAUGAGUCUGCCUCUGCGGAAGAGUGAAGUGGUUGAAUCUUUUGAAUUAGGAUUAUGUUUCUUCGUAUAAUUGUGUUGAAUCAGUGUUACUGUAACUGUUGAACCUUAUAACAUUUAAUGUUGAAAGUUUUAUUUGAAUCCUAUUUUUUGUUGUUUGGAUGUUA
Daucus carota subsp. sativus is the source of this 495-nucleotide messenger RNA. Its product is annotated as large ribosomal subunit protein eL29z. The transcript has 3 exons. Gene Ontology annotation, molecular function: structural constituent of ribosome. Gene Ontology annotation, biological process: cytoplasmic translation. The record is from RefSeq and is a predicted model, not a curated record. NCBI's taxonomy places the organism in Eukaryota, Viridiplantae, Streptophyta, Magnoliopsida, Apiales, Apiaceae. Gene Ontology annotation, cellular component: ribosome; cytosolic large ribosomal subunit. The coding region runs from base 173 to 358 and encodes 61 amino acids.